Molecule: messenger RNA, 2572 nt
Organism: Harpia harpyja (harpy eagle)
Lineage: Eukaryota; Metazoa; Chordata; Aves; Accipitriformes; Accipitridae
Gene: INKA2
Product: inka box actin regulator 2
Exons: 3
Coding region: 613-1620 (335 amino acids)
Cellular component (GO): nucleus
Molecular function (GO): protein serine/threonine kinase inhibitor activity; protein kinase binding
Source: RefSeq, a predicted model, not a curated record
UCUCCACUCCUUCUCCAGUGGCUCGGGCUCGCCAGGCUGGUGCUGGUGCCAGGUUUGGCAGAACAAGCUCAUUUGUUCAGAAGGAAAAGUGCUGGAGCCUGAGCGUUCGGGGCUCAGGUCUUUUCUUGUCAGGGGGAGACGGGAUCUGCCCGUGAGAAACGACCACACUGACGAUAAAUGCUGCCUAUGAAAUUUUAAUGCUUAAUAGAGCCUCGCUGGAUGAGGUAUGCAUUGUAAUGAUACCACCCAUCAUGGGGGAGUUAAUUGAAUCAAUGAGGUGAACAGCAGAGCCGUCCAGCAUAUGCCGAGGGUUUGAUCAGCCCAGUCAUUACCGCAGGACCUCGUCACUCAGCACGGCGUGAUUACAGCGCUGCGCUGGCCAGGGGAUUUGGUGGGAAGUGGCCAAUGAGGGGCCAAGCUGGCUCCAAAUCCAGCUUUUUGCAAAGCCCCAGAUAAAACAGACUUCCAUUAAUAAGGCGAGAAAGGUUAGGACAAGAAGCAUUACAGCAAAUCUGGAGAGGUCAAAAAAUCCACUCCUCCUGUCAGCUCCUCUUAUUCCUGGAGGGAAACUCCUAGAAAAAUCUAAGAAAAAUCCAAUUGUUCUUCCAUGAAAUGGAUGUAGUACAGCUAUCCAUGAAGGAGGUUGGAGACGGGCUGCACGAGCAGAUGAACUGCAUGAUGGGUGCACUGCAGGAGCUGAAACUCCUCCAGGUCCAGACAGCUUUGGAGCAGUUGGACAUCUCGGGGAGCCGGAGCACCGUUUCUGGCACUGAGCAGCACCAGUGCUGCCGAAGCAGCAGCGAUGUGCCGAGGGCCCGGCAGGACGAGGGGCUGCGGGGGGAGGCAUCGGUGGAGGAGCACGGCCCCACGUCCCUCACUUGUGCCGUGCCGCGGCCGGUGGGUUUGUCCCAUCCCGUUGCGCUCCCGGCGGGCGGCCACCUUAAAGACACCCCCUCCUCCUUCAGAAACCUCCGUGAUGAGGAUGUUUGUCACCCAAAAGGACCUUCCUCCGCGUCGAUCAGAGCAGAGCUCGUCCGCCCAAGGACAUUCAAGCCCAGUAGCCAGGGCACAGCUGGGGGCUGGCCAGCAUGCCAGGAGUGCCCAGGGUGCGACGAUGGCCAUGACUGGACAUCCUCCCUAAUGUCCCAGAGCAGGAAUCGGCAGCCACUGGUGUUGGGGGAUAACAUCUUUGCAGACUUGGUUGGGAACUGGUUGGAUCUGCCGGAGCUGGAUAAGAAGGGGGAAAAGAACGAGGCGUCGCUGUCCAUGAGCAGAUCCCAGGAGCUCUGCAGGAAGUUCUCCCUCACGGCCAACAUCUUCAAGAAGUUCCUGAGGAGCGUUCGGCCAGACCGAGACAGGCUUCUCAAGGAGAAACCUUGCUGGCUUCCGCCUGAAGACAAACAGCCCAAAAUUUCUAAGAGACCCAAAAAGAUGAACAAACUCAAGGGAACAUUUUACUUCCCACUUCAUGGGAACAUCCAGAACCAUCACAGCAAAGCGGAGAGGUGCCCAAAGGCAGAAAGCAAUAGCGAGAAACCCAAAAUUGGCACCAAGAAAGUCCACGAUACCAUAGACUACACCCAGUCUGGGUUUGACAUCAAUACAGCUGUUUGGGUCUGAGGUCAUCGGCGUUCUCUGCUCUGCCGAGCAUUUGUUCCACACCGGGGAGGACCUGGAGGCCGUACACUUCUUUUCAGGAGACCGCUGAGCUCUCAACAUGGACCGAGAUGAGAGAGGAGUCCUCUGCAAAACAUGCUGUGGGCUUCCGUCACCUGCAAGUGGCAUUUUCCAGAGAACUACAGCUUCAGGGGCAGUCCGAGCAGCAGCUGACACAGCCCCAUGUGGGGAGACUUUUGGGGACUGAUAUUUGCAAAAAUAAUCAGAAUCUUUAGCAGCUUUAGGGUGAGUGGUGACAUGGAUGACCAGCUCCUGGAGCCCAGCUUAAGAUAGCCACUUCAGGCCCAUUCCAUCAUCUCUAGUUAAAAUAGCUGCAGCACAAAAUUCACUGUGUGCAUGUGUGUGUAUGAGUGUGCAAAUAUAUAUAUAGUUUUUUUAAAAAAAAAAAAAUCUAUUCCUGCUUGUGUGCACUUAAAACUGGGUUAUAAACCAGGCAAUUCAAGCAUUGUACCUGAAGCACUUGUUAUUUAAAUUGAAAGAAAUAAGUUUGAAUUUAUAAGACUUAAACAAUUGCUAAGUGGGGGCAUUGAACCCCAGCUUUGUUGUAGUUUGGCUGUGGGGUUUUCCCCGUAAACUGCAUCUCCACCGUGCUCCCAGCGUCUCUCCUUCCCCUGCCAGUUAAACCAGUAGGACACAAGGCUCUUUUCAUGGAAAUUUGUGACCCUCAAGCUCUCAGCAGGUUUUCCUUCUCUCCCCAUGCCCUUCUCCCCACAGGUCACACCAGAUGCAGCGUUGCAAAAGUUUAUUGUUGAGGUUGCACCAAGUUACAAAGUUGCAACAGACGUUUAUUUUUGUUGUUUCCUAUUGCUGUUGUGUACAAACCACGUCUUGACAGAACCAAGUUCUUCAGUGUCCAGCUCUCCAAGAGUUACCAAUAAAGUGACAUCAGUCUCCA